Messenger RNA from Quercus robur (English oak), 1392 nucleotides. RefSeq lists its product as uncharacterized. The transcript is spliced from 3 exons. NCBI's taxonomy places the organism in Eukaryota, Viridiplantae, Streptophyta, Magnoliopsida, Fagales, Fagaceae. Bases 1 to 1392 code for a protein of 463 amino acids. Gene Ontology annotation, biological process: DNA integration. Gene Ontology annotation, molecular function: RNA-DNA hybrid ribonuclease activity; nucleic acid binding. The record is from RefSeq and is a predicted model, not a curated record.
AUGGCCUCACCCAAAACCGUCAAGGAUGUUCAAAAACUCACAGGAAGGAUAGCAGCUUUAAACAGGUUCGUCUCUAGGGCUACAGACAAAUGUCUGCCCUUUUUCAAGACUUUGAAGCAGGCUUUUGCCUGGACCGACGAGUGCGAAGCGGCGUUCCAAGAACUAAAGCGUUACCUGAGCAGCCCACCUCUCCUAAGCCCGUCCAAAAAAGGGGAAAACCUAUACUUAUACCUGGUAGUGUCAGCCUCGGCAGUAAGUGCAGCCCUGAUCAGAGAAGAGGGCAAGAAGCAGCUCCCGGUUUAUUACGUCAGCCAAGCCUUCCAAGGAGCUGAGUCUAGAUACCCAAGGAUCGAAAAGAUUGCGUUUGCGCUAAUAGUAGCCUCGCGCAAGCUAAGAACAGCGAUCAAGGCGCAAGCUCUGGUGGACUUCAUCGUAGAAUUCACUCUUUCAGACGAAGAUAGGAUUACCGACGGGGUAGACAGAUGGACAAUACAAACUGAUGGUUCGUCGGCCCAGAGGAAGGGGGGAGUAGGAGUCGUCAUAACCACCCCUGACGGAGAAGUGCUCAAAUAUGGGGUCCAACUAAAAUUCCCAGCCACCAAUAACGAAGCUGAAUACGAAGGGAUACUGACAGGACUGAGGCUUGGGAAAGCUCUUGGUGCUAAAAACUUAUUGAUCCAAAGUGAUUCAAAGCUAGUGAUCGAACAAAUCAGGGGAGAGUACAAAGCAAAGGAAGAAAGGAUGCAGAAAUACCUCAAACUGACGAAACAUCUAACUCAGGAGUUCGAUAUAGUAGAGUUUGUGCAGAUCCCAAGAAGUCAGAAUAUGGGGGCUGACGAAGUAUCGAAGCUAGCGUCAUCAGAAGAAGGGGGGAUUAGCACAAACCUGGCGAUGGAGGUCCAGAAACACCCUAGUAUCGAAGAAAUUGUAACAUUCACCAUCCAGAGCACAGACACCUGGAUGACGCUCAUAAUAUCCUACCUCCAAGAUGGGCGCCUCCCUCAGAACACAGAAGAAGCUAAAAAGAUCAAGAAGAGGGCGGCCAUGUUCAUGAUCCUGAAUGACGCCUUGUAUAAGAGAGGCUUCUCUAUGCCUUACUUGAAGUGCGUCGAUGAGGAAGAGGCUAGAUACAUCCUGGAAGAAAUCCACGGAGGAAUUUGCGGUGACCACGCUGGCUCCAGAUCCCUGGUGAAUAAGGUUGAAGUAGAGGCUCCAGCAACGAUCACUGAGGCUCGGAUCCGGAGCUUUGUGUGGAAGAAUAUAAUCUGCAGGUUCGGGAUUCCCUUGACGAUCAUAUCAGAUAAUGGGAGGCAGUUCAACAGCCAAGGCUUCAGGGAAUUCUGUUCAAACCUUGGGAUCAAGAAUCAGUUCUCGUCCCCAGGGCAUCCUUAG